ACAAUAAAGAUACCCAGAUGUUGCACAUGUGUCUUAAUUUCAUCUUGUCGGUAUUAUAUACCAUUCUUACACAGUGGUGGAGAUGUUCGGGUGUCACACUCUCAGUUUACAGACCGUACCUUAGUUUUCAUACCUUCCCUCCCUCUCCCUGUCCAUCUUUCAGCUUACUCAAAUUAACAUGUAUUACAAAUAUAAAUGUUGCUUAUACUUGUGAUAUAUCUUGUAGGUAUUGGAGGUGGUGGUGGACGAACCAGAAAGUUAUCCAGCAGUGUGUCUGACUCCUCUGGACCACCCAACAAGGAGGUCAAGUUCAUGAAGACGGUGCACGACCUACAGGUCCGGGACGAGCGUGUUGUCCUGCUCUCUUCGCACAAAAUUCCUUUCUAUAUAUUCUCUGCCUUGCCGUACAACAAGUCAAAACUGGGAGGGCGUAGUGAGCACAGUCGCUUGGAGAGCGGGCGUCGACGACACGCUUCAGGCACCAGGACACUCUCUACCAUCAGUGAUACUGCAGAUCCUUCCCACUUGUUGGGUUUUGAUCGCAAUGAUGAAUACCGGGAGGUGUCAUACAGCGAGCUCCUGGUACCAUCUCGGAGCUUCUUCUGCAAGCCUCGACGUCAACAGUCAGAACACAUAGAACUUAGUGACUCAGCUGACCGCUGCCUGCAUCCUGGGGUUGCUCGAUGCUUUAGUUACGAGCCUGCAACACACAAGGCCACGGCCCACUAUGUGCCACACUCAACACAUGGCCAUGUUGAGAAAGGUGUUGUGUGUGGCAGCACCUCUGCCAUUACCGGGACUUUCACCUUAUUGAGAGCAUUAGAGGCUGGGGAGCACAUGAUUAGAAAGGGUGGUGCUUAUGAUGUGGGUGAGGACUGGCGGUGUGUUCCCAGUGUUUAUACAGCACCAACCAUGCAGUACAUGCCUAACAUGCUAGAUGACCCAGAGCUACGUGCUGGCAAACACCGCAAGUUAUUACGCUUCCCCUCGUACAUG
Molecule: messenger RNA, 996 nt
Organism: Cherax quadricarinatus
Lineage: Eukaryota; Metazoa; Arthropoda; Malacostraca; Decapoda; Parastacidae
Source: RefSeq, a predicted model, not a curated record